AUGGUGGUUUUCAGAAAGGGUGAUCAUGUGUGGCUGGACACGCAACCAAACAGUGAAUUUAAUGUCCCUAUUGGGGCAGUUGUGAAGGAAUCUGACUCAGGACGGAUCUUGCUGGAGGAUGAUGAGGGCAAGGAGCACUGGAUCACGGCUCGGAAUAUGCACAUGGUGCACCUGAUGCACCCUUCCUCUGUCCAGGGGGUAGAGGACAUGAUCCGCCUCGGGGAUCUCCAUGAAGCUGGCAUGGUGCACAACCUCCUCAUCCGACACCAGGAGCACAAAAUCUAUACUUACACAGGAUCAAUCCUUGUAGCAGUGAAUCCAUACCAGCUGCUACCCCUCUACACGGUGGACCAGAUCAGACUGUACUGUAACAAGAGGAUUGGAGAGCUUCCACCUCAUGUCUUUGCCAUUGCAGAUAACUGUUACUUCAAUAUGAAGAGGAAUAAGAGAGACCAGUGCUGUGUGAUCAGUGGAGAAUCUGGAGCUGGUAAAACUGAAAGUACAAAGCUAAUACUACAGUUUCUGGCAGCUGUCAGUGGCCAGCAUUCCUGGAUAGAGCAGCAAAUCCUAGAGGCCAACCCCAUUCUGGAAGCUUUUGGAAAUGCCAAGACAAUUCGAAAUGACAAUUCAAGCCGCUUUGGGAAGUACAUUGAUAUUCACUUCAACCAAAGUGGUGUGAUAGAAGGAGCCCGGAUAGAGCAGUUUCUCCUGGAGAAGUCCCGGGUCUGCCGUCAGGCUCCAGAGGAGAGGAAUUAUCACAUCUUCUACUGCAUGCUAAUGGGGAUGAAUACAGAGCAGAAAAAGAUGCUGAAUCUGGGCACUGCUUCAGAGUACACUUAUCUCACUAUGGGUAACUGCACGUCCUGCGACAGCCGCAAUGACGCCAAGGAUUAUGCCCACAUCCGCUCAGCUAUGAAGAUCCUCAUGUUCUCAGACUCUGAGCACUGGGACAUCAGCAAGCUGCUGGCUGCGAUCCUGCACCUAGGGAAUGUAGAGUUCCAAGCGGCCGUGUACGACAACCUGGACUGCUCUGAUGUGAUAGAUUCACCACACUUCUCCAUCGCCACCAAAUUGCUCGAGGUGGACUCUAGUGAACUCCAGACCAGCCUCACAAACCUCUCCAUCAUUGUCCGAGGAGAAAGUGUGUCCAGACCUCUGAAUGUGGUUCAAGCUGCCAAUGGGAGGGAUGCCUUUGUGAAGGGUAUAUAUGGGCGGAUUUUCUUGUGGAUUGUGAACAAAAUCAACUCAGCCAUUUUCAACCCAGCUUCUCAGAAGCCUAAAGACAGACAUCAAUCCAUUGGACUGCUGGACAUUUUUGGGUUUGAAAACUUCAGCAACAACAGCUUUGAGCAGCUGUGCAUUAACAUUGCAAAUGAGCACCUUCAGCAGUUCUUUGUGCACCAUGUCUUCAAGCUGGAGCAAGAGGAAUACCUUGCAGAGCACAUUGCCUGGAACAACAUUGACUUCACUGAUAACCACCAGGCUCUGGAAGUCAUUGCACUCAAGCCCAUGAAUAUCAUCUCCCUCAUUGAUGAAGAGAGCAGGUUCCCAAAGGGCACAGAUGCCACCAUGCUUAUCAAAAUCAACUCCCUCCAUGGUAAAAGUAACGUCUACAUCCCACCUAAGAGUGUUCAUGAUACCAAGUUUGGCAUCAACCACUUUGCUGGGGUUGUCUUUUAUGAAUCAAAAGAUUUCUUGGAGAAAAAUCGUGACACACUGAGUGCUAAUGUAAUGCAAGUGGUCCAUUCCUCCAAAAACAAAUUCCUGAGAGAGAUUUUCCAGGUGGAAACAGCCCCACCUAUUCUGGGACGUGGGACCAUUCGGCAUCUUGGAUCUGACCAGGUCUACAAGGGCUUGGAUACCACCAAGCGGCUCUCGACACUGGGAGGACAGUUCAAGCAAUCCCUGGAAAAACUAAUGAAAAUCCUUGAGCAGUGCCAGCCAUACUUCAUCCGCUGCAUCAAGCCAAAUGACUACAAGAAACCACUGUUGUUUGACCGGGAGCUGUGUAUCAAACAGCUGCGAUAUUCAGGGAUGAUGGAGACCAUUCAGAUCAGGAAAGCUGGGUACCCAGUUCGCUACAGCUUUGAGGAGUUCUUUGAGAGAUACAGAUUUCUUCUGCCAUGGUCUCUUCGACAAAAGCUGAAGAAUGAUACUCGAAAGAGCUGCAUCAGCAUCUCUGAAGCAGUGCUGGGCAAGGAUGAGAGCUGGCAAGUUGGAAGGACCAAGAUUUUCCUUAAAGAUCAUCAUGACACUGUACUGGAGCUGCAACGCCAAAAUGUACUCACAGAUAAGGUUCUUCUUAUCCAGAAGGUGAUGAGAGGAUUGAAGGAUAGGAAGCAGUUCCUGAAACAGAGGAGGUCUGCUGUAGCCAUUCAGUCAGCCUGGAGAGGCUACUGCUGCCGGAAGGAAUUCAGAAUGGUGCUGCUGGGCUUCGGGCGCCUGCAGGCGCUGUACCGCAGCCGGCAGCUGGCCCAGCAGUACGAGGCCACCCGCGCGCGGAUCGUCGGCUUCCAGGCGCUGUGCCGCGGCUUCCUGCUGCGCCAGAGGCUGGCAGAGCAGAAGAAAGCUGCGUGUGUCAUACAGGCUUAUGCAAGGGGCAUGCUUGCUCGCCAAACCUACCAGAGGAUAAAGAGGGAGAACAAGCUGGAACCCAGGAAUAUCCACUUGAAAGAAGAGAAACAUCUCAUCCAAGUCCUGGGACCACUGAAAGGAAGGGAAGAAAAGUCAUGUCUAUUUCUGUGUUUGAAGGAACACCUGCCAACUCAGGACAGAGAGGAGGCAGAAGCAAGACAAAGGAGGAACGUGCUUGCCAAUAAACCAACAAAUCAUGAUGUUAUCAGUGACCAAGAAAUGGUGGACAAAAUUUUUGGGUUUUUACCUUCUAUGAUUGGAGGCCAAGAAGGACAAGCUCCUCUGGGUUUUGAGGACUUGGAAACAAAGCCUAGCAAGCUGGAGGAAGUGGACCUGGACAUGGUUCCCAUGAGUGUGGAGCUAGAAGAGGAAGCACAUGGUUUGGAAGAGUACACCUUCCCCAAGUUUGCAGCUACUUAUUUCCAGGGGUCUUCCACACAUACCCAUAUCCGGAGACAGCUGCGGCACCCACUGCUCUACCAUGAUGACAAGGACAACGUGCUGGCUUCUCUAGCUGUGUGGGUGAUCAUCCUGAGGUUCAUGGGGGACCUGCCAGAGCCAGCAAUGUUUGCCAAGAGUGCCACCACCAAGAGCAGCUCCGUGAUGACACAGAUAUAUGACACACUUGGCAGGAAAAACCAGGUCCAGUUGAGGAAUGACAGCCCAAAUAUGAGAGAAGGCAGAAGGGAUAACAAGAUUUCUAAGGGGAUUUCAUCCCUGAAACUGAAACGGUCAUCCAAGCUGACAGGGAAGGUGACAGAGCAGCUACGAAGUGGAGAAGAGGCUUUCCAAGAGGACAUGUCGAUCUCUCAGAGACCUAUGUCCAACCUAGAAAAAGUACACUUCAUUAUUGGCAAUGCAAUUCUGCGUCCUGCCAUCAGAGAUGAGAUUUAUUGCCAGAUUUGCAAACAACUCACAGAAAACAGCAACAGGAGCAGCUAUGCUCGUGGCUGGAUCCUUCUGUCACUUUGCCUUGGCUGCUUUCCUCCUUCAGACACGUUUGUGAAGUACCUGUUGAAUUUCAUCCACCACGGGCCCACGGGCUAUGCUCCAUACUGUGCUGAGCGUCUGAGACGCACCUACAGCAAUGGGGCCCGGACUGAACCUCCCAGCUGGCUGGAACUUCAGGCAACAAAGCAGAAGAAACCCAUUAUGUUUAAUGUCACCCUGAUGAAUGGCCAAAGCAUCACUGUCCCUGCAGACUCUGCUUCCACUGCCAAAGAGAUCUGUCAGUUCAUAGCAGAUAAAACCAAACUGAAGGAUGUCUUUGGGUUUUCGCUCUACAUUGCUGUGUUUGAUAAGGUCUGGUCGCUGGGCGGGGGCCGGGACCACGUCCUGGAUGCCAUCUCCCAGUGCGAGCAGCUGGUGAAGGAGCGGGGCAUGCACGAACGCCACGCGCCCUGGCGCCUCUACUUCCGCAAGGAGAUCUUCACCCCCUGGCACAACUCCCGGGAGGAUCCUGUCAGCACUGACCUCAUCUACCACCAAGUCAUCCGGGGCGUUCGCUUUGGAGAGUACCGCUGUGAGAAGGAAGAAGAUUUGGUGGAGAUAGGUGCAAAAUAUUGUUAUAUCCAAUUUGGAGAUACCAUCCACAAUGAACUUGUGCAGAAGGUGCUCCAUGACUGUAUUCCAGUAAAACAGCUGAAGUCCAAGCCCCUGGAAAAGUGGGUGAGCCUUGUAACCUAUGCACAUGCUAAGGCCCCAUACACACAGGACCAUCUCUCCUCUCAGACUGUGAAGGAGCAACUUGUAGAUUUUGCUCGCUUUCAGUGGCCUUUGCUUUUUUCCAGAUUCUUUGAAGUCACUAAGUUUUCAGGACCCAGCUUGCCUAAGAACCACUUCAUUAUUGCUAUAAAUUGGAAAGGCAUCUGCUUCUUGGAUGAGUCAGAAAAGCGGCUCCUUGAGCUGACCUUUCCAGAGAUAACUGGCAUCCACACCAACAGGGCAGUGAAAUCAUUUGGACAGAGCUGCACUCUCAUCACACUCCGUGCCGAGGAGUUUGUCCUGACGUCUGUAAACAGCGUUGUCAUUGCUGAACUGGUGGUGAUGUUCCUGGAAGGACUGAAGAAAAGAUCACAAUUUGCUGUGGCAAUGCAGGAGAAAAAAUCCCAGGAAGAUGCUGGCAUCCUGUCCUUCAAGAAGGGAGACUUGCUAAUCUUCACCGAAGACAAAAGGCUGGAUGCAGACUCUGGCUGGAUCUGUGCCCAGAAUGAAAGGACAGGCAAAACAGGGAAUGUAUUUUUGGAAGACAUCUACAUCAUUCCUUCCCUCACAAAACCCUCUAGUCAAGUGCUGAGUUUGCUGAUGAUGUCUCCAGACCAGAGGAGGACAGCUUCACAGAACUCCUUCAUGGAGGAACCUGAUGAAGAGGAUAUCAAGGUGAAGCCUUACACCCUGGAGGAGUUCUCCUACGAACACUUCAGGACUCCUGAGAAGGAAUCCAUCAGCAAAGCUGUUCUCCAGAAAUCCCGUGGGCAUAGUCAACUGUGGGCACAUUCCAAGGAGCCUCUGAAACAGCCAUUGCUGAAGAGAGCAUGCACAGACCCUGAUCUUCGGGAUUUGGCCUGUCAGGCCUUCAUUGCCAUCAUGAAAUUCAUGGGGGACUACCCCUCAAAACAGGCACACUCCUCUGUGGAAGUCACUGACCAGAUAUUUGUGCCAGCUAUCCAGGAGGAGGUCCUGCGAGAUGAGAUUUACUGUCAGAUUAUGAAACAACUGACUGACAACAGAAACAGGUACAGUGAGACCAAGGGCUGGCAGCUCCUCUGGCUCUGCACUGGCCUCUUCCCACCCAGCAAGUCACUGCUCAAACACGCCCAGAAGUUCAUAGAGACACGCCAGAAAGAAACACUGGCCCCAGAGUGCCGUCGGAGGAUUCAGACGGUAAUGAGGAGUGGCUGCAGGAAGUGGGCCCCUCAUCCUGUGGAGGUUGAGGCCAUCUUACAGAACAACACUAAGAUCUCACACAAGAUUUGCUUCCCCAACGAAACAGAACUGACAUUUGAUGUGGGAACAAACACCAAAAUCCAGACUCUGUGUCAGAACAUCGCUUCCAAAUUGCAGCUGCACUCCUGGGAAGGUUUCAGCCUCUUUGUGAAGAUUGCAGACAAGGUGAUCAGUCAGAAUGAAGCAGACUACUUCUUUGACUCACUAAGGCAGGUGACAGACUGGAACAGAAGGAACAAGCCAGGAAAAGAUGGGGCUGCUCUGUCUGUGGCCUAUGAGGUGUACUUCAUGAGAAAGCUGUGGCUGAAUGUCACUCCUGGCAAGGAUCUGAAAGCUGAUACCAUUUUCCAUUACCACCAGGAGCUGCCAAAGUACCUCAGAGGCUACCACAAGUGCUCCAAGGAUGAAGCUGUGCAGCUGGCAGGGCUGAUUUACAAAGCACGCUUCAACAACGACCGCACGCAGCUGGCAGCCAUCCCCAAAAUCCUGAAGGAGCUGGUGCCAGACAAUCUGCUCCGAGCAGUGACACCUGAUGAAUGGAAGAAGAGCAUUAUUGCAGCAUAUAGUAAACAUGAAGGAAAAACUGUGGAUGAGGCCAAGAUUGCUUUCUUGAAAAUGAUACACCGGUGGCCAACGUUUGGAUCAGCCUUUUUUGAGGUGAAGCAAGCCUCGGAGCCCAAUUUCCCAGAGAUUGUACUGAUUGCAAUCAACAAGCAAGGAGUCUCACUGAUACAUCAGAAGACAAAGGAUAUUUUAGUAGUCUACCCCUUCAAUAAGAUCUCCAACUGGAGCAGUGGGAGCACGUAUUUUCACAUGACCAUAGGGAACCUGGUACGAGGAACCAGGCUCUUAUGUGAGACGUCUCUGGGUUACAAAAUGGAUGACCUGUUAACAUCCUACGUACGCCUGCUCAUGAAUGCUGUAAACAAGCAAAAGAACCUCCCAGCCUGAAAGUGGAAAUAGAGCCCAUCACCUGUACUUGUGCCAAACUCCCUGUAACUUCAUAUCCCAGAAGAAAUGCCAUUUAAAAAAUAUUAAUCUUGUUGAUCGAUCUUCUGAUCACACACUGAAUGAACUGAGUUGCUGAACACUACAGCAAGAGAAACUCAAGUGAGCAUGUGCUUUCAAAUAUCUGUAACACUUCUAUCUUAGAUUUAGUAUGAGAAUUCCAUUCAGAUACUGGAUUUACAGAAAGUUUAGAUGGACUUUAAUGUUCUGUGGGAGUGGGAAAACCCUGUGAGGGCUCCUUCUAAUAGCCUGAAUCUCCUCCAUUCAGAGAUAGACACACAUGAAGAGCUGUCUUCCUUUUGGAAAGAAAAUGCCCCUUAUUGUACACGCUCUUACCAAAUGCACAAACUUCAAGAGUCUUUGCAAACAAAGGUAAUUUUUUUCCUCCUCUGGCAAUUUUAAGAGUGGAGAAAUGCCCUUUAGUAGUACAUAACUGGACAGUUUGAAAGGUUAAGAUGCUGUCCCCUGACUUACCAGAGUAUUGCUUAAAUUAAAUAAGUCUUCUUUCUUCCACAUGUUAUAAUGCUCUUGGAAACCAACAACUGCUUUCUACUGUGCAGUACCUAGUAAGCUCUGAAAUGAGUCUGGGGUUUGGGCCCAUCACUUUUAGUUGCUCGUAUUUCAAGAUAUAGAUGAGCUAUUCAGUGCAAACUGGAAUUGAAGAACUCAGUCUAACAGAGGUCUGUUGAAAAGAGACUUUUCUGCUCCACAAAAAUGUUCUGUUUGGAGUUAUGCAGACAUUCCCUCACAAGACAAGAAUAAUAGCUUUAAUUUGUCCUGAUCUUUUCUGCUUCCUGUUUAGCAGACGGCUUGAGUGGUAAAAUUUGAUUUAGCACUUGUUCAUCCCUAAGAGCUUUGUAGAAACACAGCUUUGGUGCCACAGGAACCAGAGUGUGCUCUGAGUGUGUAAAGCAGACACAGACUAUGGUGGGAGCAAGCUUAGCUGCUUCCCCCUCAGAUCAAGUACUCCUCCCUCACUCCCAGUGAAACAUGAAUAUGUCUUAAAGCAUUCACACCAAGUUCCUUGAGACACAAUCUGGCAGUGCUGGAAAAGCAGCUCUGCCUGAUCUCUCAACUUUGCCAAUGGAUGCACAAUGGUUCUCUUGUUCCCUCAGACAUGUGUGUGCAAAAUUCAAAUGCUGGUGGGAGUUUUGUAUAUGGGUGGCAGGGAAGAGCCCACUCUCUUUGUGCAUCUAAAUGAGUGCCACACCUGUCAGAAUAGCUGAUCUUUCUGCAAGCAGUUAGAUGCUCCUGCUGUAAUGUCCAUUGCUGGCAAUGGAAAUGCUGGAGUCUAAUUACCCAGUGGUUUUGUCACCCAGUGUCUGAUCUAACUAACUAGCUGUAAGAAAUGUUCAACACUUCACCUGUAUAAAGAGAAAUCUUGCAGCCAAACUGCAUUGUUUCUGGUUUUUAAAUAAAGAUGCAGAAAAUCAACCACAGUGUCUUUUUUGAACUGUUUGCUCCAGAUCCAUGUAACCAAAAUCAACCCAAUAUCCAUUACAUCCUGGAAAUGAUCACAGUAUCCCAUCUGCUCAUUACCUACACAACACAACUUGUACAACACAGCCACGGAAAGGGUGAUACCCCUUUCUGCACAUCCUCAUCAACCAACACAUCACCACAGAAGCAGCACAGGUCCAAAACAUGAAUUCACCACAACAGUGCCUCAGGUUUCAGCAGUCCCAGAGUUCCUUGGAGUGGGCACGUCUCUGGCUAAGCACUGAAAAUAUGGUAUUAACUGUACACUAUACCAUUUUUUUCUUUUUUUUGUGUAAAGAUUUAAAAUGUAUUACAGUUAACUUUAAUACAAGAACAUACAAAGGCACAGUAUUACAGCAUUUAAUCUACAAUCAUGUGCUUUGAUUAGACAGCUCAAACAAUGUGUGAUAAAGUGAGAGCUCUACAUGGUGCAGAACCCAUCAAGGCCUGAACCAAGGCAGGGAGCUGCUAAUUCUUUGCUCAUCUAAUACCCUCAGCACUUAACAGUGCUUUACAGGCUAAUAUAACCAUGUUUAUUACACGCUUGCCUGCAAUCUAUUCCUUCCCCAACCAAUCACUUCUGAAAGAAUGUUAGUCAUAUCACCUAAUACCAGCCAUGCCACAUCAGGAAUUCUCUCUACGAAAGGCUGACCAGUGUUUGCCAGCACUGCACAGACUGCUGUAAAAACACCAGGACACAAAUCUGGAGAGAGGAUUAGAGCCAUAAAGAAACACUGCAAGUUAUUAGCAGACCCAUAAAAACAAGAUUCACAUACCAUGCUUUCUAAAAGCAAAACCAUUUUCAAGUGUACUCAGUGAGUGUUAGUGAUUUUAAUUAGGUAUAAAUACGAAUUAGGUAUAAAUAUGAAUGUAUAGUAUGAGACAUCUUCUAUUAAGAUUUCAGCAGAUUUCUGAGCCAAGCUCAAUCUUCAUAUAAAUCUCUACUCUCCAGUGGGGUGAUGCUUAGGAAGUAUUUGGCCAGCAGGUCUACUCACAGCAAUGGAAAAAAGCAUGCAGUAUAUUUCUUACUGACACCUUGACUAUAUUAAUUAAAACAAAACUCAACUUGUCAGCCUACCAAGGCACUAAGGAGAUCUUGUGAGUUUGCACUAUAUUCUACAUGGUUUUAAAAAAGUAGACUGACAGAAGUAGAGGAAGAUUCAUUUUUUUAAGCCAUUUAUAGUUAUUUCUCCUACUCCUUCAACUCCGUUCUCACAAAAAAAGUGUGUUGGUAAUAUAAACUACUGUAACUCUGCACAUUGCAGGCUAUGGGCAGCAGAAGUAUAAGAAAAAUUAUUGUGAAAAAUUAAUAAUAUAAGAGAAUAUCACCCUCCAUUAGUACAGAGAUCAGGGAUUACAAUUAUUUUGUUCACCAAUUAAUUUUGCAAAACAUCCUGAAGAUAAGGACAUAUUCCAAAUCCUAGAGAACUGAACAGCUUAUCAAAGAGAAUGAUAUCAAAUCUCCUUAGAAUCAGCUUUCUAGGUCUGCCAAGUCUCUAACAUGAGACAAGGUGAAAGCACACAUUAAAUCUUCACUGGCAGCACAGCAGUAAUGCCAUUCACAUACAUGCAUUUUCCACUGCUGAAUGUGAGUGGCUGCUGAAAGAAUAUUACCUAUUGGCUGCUAGUUACAUAGUCCUCCCAUAUUUACCAGGAAUGUGUGGCUGUGUGUUCCUCCAGGAACCACUUCCCAGGAGGCUGGGCAUACACAGCUGCUCAGAUUCAGCAUUACACAGGGCACGUGACUGAGA
Messenger RNA from Pyrgilauda ruficollis (rufous-necked snowfinch), 9818 nucleotides. RefSeq names its product myosin VIIB (gene MYO7B). NCBI's taxonomy places the organism in Eukaryota, Metazoa, Chordata, Aves, Passeriformes, Passeridae. Bases 1 to 6531 code for a protein of 2176 amino acids. Gene Ontology annotation, cellular component: cytoskeleton; myosin complex. The record is from RefSeq and is a predicted model, not a curated record. Gene Ontology annotation, molecular function: cytoskeletal motor activity; ATP binding; protein binding. The transcript has 48 exons.